Messenger RNA from Linum trigynum, 1763 nucleotides. The record is from the annotation of a GenBank genome assembly. NCBI's taxonomy places the organism in Eukaryota, Viridiplantae, Streptophyta, Magnoliopsida, Malpighiales, Linaceae.
GCGGAAGUCGACCAAUAGCCGAACUCCCGAUGAGAGGGCCUUUUGUGCCACAUGAUGGGCAACCCUAUUAAGUCGACGAGAAGCAAAAUAGUAAGAAACCCAGCUAAAGCGAGAAGCCAAACUUCAAGCAUCCUCCAAUAUAGCUCCACCCCAAUCUUGAGCCGAGUCACCUCUCACCAUCCGCCGUAUCAAAUGUUGAGAAUCCCCAUAUUUACUGGAAAAGUUAGCAUAAGGGUAUUUUGUGCUGAAAUAGUGGUUGAACCCAGGAUCGAAGUCAAGAUUUGGUGUUUUUGUGGCCGGAGUUUCUUACCCCGUUAUCGCCAAAAAGUGCAUAAAUUAAUAAGGGCUAAUACCAGUACAACACUCGAACUAUUGAAAAAAUGUCAUUUGUAUCCUAUUUUAUUCAAUAUUCCAUUUCUAUCCCGUCAUAUGAUACUUUGUGUCAUUUGUAUUCUGGGCAUUUUGUUGACCGUUAAAAAUAACGGUUGACCAAACAGUAGUCAAACCAAUGUUGACUUUUGCUGACGUGGUAGAAAAUGUGGCAUCCACGUGGAUGCCACGUCAGUAACAUUUUCUUAAUUCAAAAUCAAAGUAAAAUACAAAAAUCAUUAAAAUUACGAAAAUAAAAUCCUCAUCGUCGCCUUCAACCCCCUCCCCGCCUCGCUCUGCUUCACCCUUCACCGGAGACAGAGCUCUUUGUCGCCUUCAAAUCCCUUCCCAAAAUCAACAUGAUAACAACGAUCUCUCCGCCUCUCUCUUCCCCGGCGGCAACCUGCUCUCCAGAGCGACCUCGACAUGGCUUCCUCAACUCUCUCCAGCUUUCUCCACAACCUCGAUUUGCAGCUCAGAUCCGGCGUCCUCCACCAGUCGAACACCAUCGUUUUAUCCCAGCCAGGGGUGGAAUCGGAGAAGGAAGAGCUCGCGUUAUUUUUGAGAGAUCUAUUCACCAUAUUGCAAAUCGGUGGGCUGGAAUUCAAGAAGAAGGGGCUCGAAUCUCUGCUUCUCAACGACGAUGAGAAGUCGGGAGUUCAAGUGUCGAUCCUGACAUCGUCUGCAAACGACUAAUAGAGGAAGAGUGUGUGUCGAGGAAGGUGGAUUGGGCCAGCCGACGAGAGUUCCUGAUUAGGCUAUCUUUGCCCAAAUUGUGCCUAAGAUUUCGUCGAUUUGGGGACGGGGAGCUUUGUAAAUAAGCUUGCCGAUUCGAUUCGAAAAUCUAGAUAUGCUUGCUUGAUUUCCUUACUUCGACAAUGACUUUCUAUUUCUCUUCUUUUGGUCUCCCUGAUUUCCUCUAAGUCUCGCAAGAUCGGAAAACCCAGAUUUGUCAUGUUCAUCCACCACCAGUCUAUCAACAAUAUGAGUUCCAACCACAACAUAUUCUCCACCACUUUAUUAAGCAUUUUGUACAACCCACAAAACACGAGCUUCGCACAAUAGCGAAGAAGAAGGAUUAGAAGAAUGAAUGGAUUUGAGAGCAACGACGGCGAGUUUAGAAUAACAAGAAUAUGAGGGUUCCAUGGAGGUGAAGGAGCGGCGAUGUCUGAAGGGUUAUUUUAUUUCUAUUUUAUUUUGGAUUUUGGAAAUAUUUUUAGUGUUUUAUUCUCUUUUUUAUAUUUUUAUUUAUUUAUGUUAAAAAUAAAUUAAAACUAAAAUUGAAAAUUACAUUUGAGAUGCCACGUCAAUGCUGACUAGAUUUUCUGUUAAAUACUAAUAGUCAACACUAAGGGAAAAAUAGUUCGGGAGAUAAAUGAAAUAUUGGAUAAAAU